AGAGAAGCCAUGGCGCUAAUAACAAGCACCACGUCGGCAUUCUCCUGCGCCGUUCCUCGCCGGCAAACCAGCACCUCCGCCGCGGCCGCCGUGGCCACCUCAACCAGGUCAUGGCCAUCUUUCUCCUCCACCACUCUCAAUUCCCCUCCCCGUCUCGGCCCUCGCUUCUGGCCCUGGGAAAAGGUCAAGCUCGGACCUCUCUCGGUGUCGCCCAUGGGAUUUGGGACAUGGGCUUGGGGCAACCAGCUGCUUUGGGGGUACAGAGAGGAGAUGGACAGUGUUCUUCAAGAGACCUUCAAUUUGGCAAUCAGGAAUGGGAUCAAUCUCUUUGAUACUGCUGAUUCUUAUGGCACUGGGAGGUUGAAUGGCCAGAGCGAACGGCUUCUUGGGAAAUUCAUUCGUCAAGGACCGAAUAAAGUUCAGGACAAAAUUGUUAUUGCUACAAAGUUUGCUGCAUACCCCUGGCGCUUGACUGCUGGGCAGUUUGUGAAGGCCUGCGAGUCCUCAUUGGAUCGAUUGCAACUUGAGCAAAUUGGAAUUGGUCAGUUGCACUGGUCAACCGCAAAUUACGCUCCUUUGCAAGAAAAGGCUCUUUGGGACGGGCUAGUUGCUAUGUAUGAGAAGGGUUUGGUUCGUGCUGUUGGUGUUAGCAAUUAUGGCCCAAAGCAACUUAUUAAGAUUUACGAUUAUCUCAACUCUCGAGGUGUUCCACUAUGCUCAGCUCAGGUUCAAUUUUCUUUGUUGAGUAUGGGCCCGGAACAAAUGGAACUGAAGGCAAUAAGCAAUUCCUUAGGCAUUGGCCUAAUAUCAUACAGUCCUCUUGGAUUAGGAAUGCUGACCGGAAAAUAUUCAACUUCUAAUCUCCCUCGUGGACCACGGGGUUUGCUGUUCCGUCAGAUUCUUCCCGGUCUGAAUCCUUUACUAAAUUCACUCAGAGAGAUUGCACAGAGGAGAGGAAAAACUAUGUCACAAAUUGCGAUAAACUGGUGUAUCUGCAAGGGAACUAUUCCAAUACCUGGAGUAAAGACAGUUGAGCAAGCUGAGGAGAAUUUGGGUUCAUUAGGUUGGCGUCUUUCUUCCGAUGAAAUUUUCGAGCUGGAAACUGCAGCAGAGGAAUCUCCCAGAAAAAUGAUUCAGAACAUUUUCCAGACCAGAUGAGUUGAGAAAGUUUACUUUGGUUUUUACUUGCCUUUUACCAUGUAUGUUAUCCGUUUUCUGGUUAGGAUUUCAGUUAUUUGUCCACACUAAUCAAAUUUCAAGUUGUUUUUACCAUUUGCAAUCCAUUAGCCAUAAUGUUCCAUUUA
Dioscorea cayenensis subsp. rotundata (Guinea yam) is the source of this 1304-nucleotide messenger RNA. RefSeq names its product pyridoxal reductase, chloroplastic. Gene Ontology annotation, cellular component: cytoplasm. NCBI's taxonomy places the organism in Eukaryota, Viridiplantae, Streptophyta, Magnoliopsida, Dioscoreales, Dioscoreaceae. The record is from RefSeq and is a predicted model, not a curated record. The coding region runs from base 10 to 1158 and encodes 382 amino acids. The transcript is spliced from 8 exons.